Protopterus annectens (West African lungfish) is the source of this 610-nucleotide messenger RNA. It is a transcript of the gene COMMD10, whose product is annotated as COMM domain containing 10. The transcript is spliced from 5 exons. The record is from RefSeq and is a predicted model, not a curated record. NCBI's taxonomy places the organism in Eukaryota, Metazoa, Chordata, Ceratodontiformes, Protopteridae. Bases 62 to 610 code for a protein of 182 amino acids.
AUAGGGAUAUCAGCUGACUACAUAUCAGGUGACUGAGGCGGAGGUAAAAACAAAACGCAGGAUGGCAUCGAUUAUUAAAGAGACCGAAAGCAUUAAGCAAGCAAUUACGUUAAUUAACUUGAUUGACACAAGCAAGUUUCCGCGUUUGCUCUCCCGCAUCCUUCAGAAGUUGCAUUUAAAGGCUGAACGCAGCUUUAGUGAACAGGAAGAAGAAAAACUUCAGGCAGCUCUGUCUCUGGAAAAAAAGGAUCUCCAGCUUGUUUUAGAAACAAUUUCCUUCAUCUUAGAGCAGGCUGUUUAUCACAGUGUGAAACCAGCAUUCCUGCAACAACAGCUUGAAAACAUUCAUGUUCAUCGAGACAAGGCAGAAGCAUUUGGUGUUGCUUGGGCCAGUGCAGGCCCUGACACCACUGAUAAAUUCAGACAGCAGAUGUUUGCACCCAAGAAGCUAGAGACAGUUGGAUGGCAACUUAAUCUACUGAUGGGGCAGUCUACCCAAGCUAAAAUGAAGUCACCUCAAGCUGUGCUAGAACUUGGAGUAAGCAGUGAAGAAUGUGAGGUAACUUAUCUUGUGUCACAUGAAACUGGCAUGCAGAGCAUUAUAAUUUAA